AUGCCAUUGUGGAGAAGUGGCUCCCGGGCCAGGCAGCAAGGCUCAGAAAAAGCUAAUGGACCACCCAGACCCAAGGCAAGGUAGGCCUGUACUAGGCCCUUAUAGGCCCUAACCUCAACUCAACUCUGGGUUUAUGGGACCGGGCUGCUGCUGGAUUAUGUCAAUUAACUCUCUUUACUCCCCUUCACCCCUUACUAGACAUAUAAUAGACUGAGUUAUCGUGUUGACAUAUAGAACUUAAUUCUGAAUGAAUCGAUUACUUCUACCAAUGCUCUUAUUUUUACUCAGAAGCACAAUACAUUGUGUGCUGGGAAUAGACAAACAUUUUUGAGUACUGAUUGAUUGAUAAUGAGCUAUGUUGUCAACUUCCAACCAAUCAGAGCACUAACCAGAGCACUUUCCUUCACUGAGCCUUUCUGUUCGUCCUUCUUCCCUCCAUGUACUGUGGUGAGCACCCGUGGAAAAGUCUCUAUCCCAGGUCUGCAUUAGUCUGCGUACCAGUCUUUUUGACAUUUGGCAAAUGACAGGAGUGGCAAGGAGUGGAAUGUUAUAGCUGAACAGAGACGGCAACCAGGCUAGGUCUGCAUGACUUAACUGUUGAAUUCUCUAGUACAUAAGAGGAUUCCAAAGGAAUUCAGCUGUUAGGAUUAGGAAUGUGGCCUAGUAGUCGCUAGUGUAUCAGUGAUGAGACGACCGAGUAGAUUACUUCAUUUCUUGACUUUGUAGCCAUUGGGUUACUCUGGGUUGUUACAGUAUUAAAUAGGCUUCAAGUCCACGUAGCAGAUAAUGGACCUUAUCAGAUAUUUAUGUAGUUGGUGCUGUAUAUUAACUAAUAUACAUGGGUUCUAACUUGAAAAAGUAUUUGUUAGUUUACAAUUGUACAAUGUACGCUCCCCGCAUAUAGAAACCACGAAGACUGCCGGAAAGCCCCGAACGCAAGAUUGUAAUUUUCUAUGACUCCCACAGUGGAGGAAUAUAUUGCCUGGAGCCUACUGUACAUGGUAUACUGUAAGUGGCACUUCACUUUUUAGUAUGGAAAACGUCUGUGAGGAUUUUUCUACAAUAUUCACAACAAAUUGACACAAUUACAAUCUUUAUAGAAAGUUAAUUCUCUCCACUCUCUCCCCGGUUUUAGCUUGCGGCUAUCACUGUCUAACUGGCUAGGUUUAGGAUAUUUACUAGUCCAUACCAGUGACAAACGUAGCGAUGUUAUCAACAUAUGGCAGUACACAAACAAAAUCUAACUCACUUACAGUAUAUUACAAGAAAUAGCCACGAAUUCAUUCAGAAAUGGAGGAAGAGGAUAGCUAGCUCUAGCAAGCUAACGUUAUCUGCUGCCUCUUCAACAAGAAGCAACUGUGACCACAUUGAUCCUAAGAUCCAAAAAUAAACUUUCCCAUGGCUCAAAAUCCACAAUCCACCCCUCCAAAGAAAGCCGGUCGGCGAUUAGAUCCAUAGCCAAAGCGUCGCAUUUCAGUUUAGCCCGCACUCGGCAGGCCAUAUAGAAAACUCCCCCAGAGCCACAGAACGACCGAAUUACCGCAUCUCGCAGUCCCCACAAACACCUUGAAAACUACUCUUUCCCAUAGUACAAACCUAUCUAUAACAGCAUCAGCAGUUAGCUACCAACAGCUGGCAGACAUGUUUACAUUUGGUUAGUUUUAUCAGUGUUAUUUAGAUGGAAGACGUGAGCUAAAUGUGGGAGCUCUAUACCUAUCUAACGUUAGCAUAGAGGUAGCAAGCUCGCUACCUAUCUCUUUCACUUACCGGGUUCACUGAUACCUCAGGGGAAUAUUCCUGUGGUUGUAAACAUUGUUUGGGACUUUCUAAGGAUAGUGCUGCUCUGAGCUGAUUGUAUUUAUUUUCAAAUGCUUCAAGACUGGUUUUCAGACAAAAAUAAAACAAAGCCUAAUAAAGUAUUUUUCAUACCUUUUUCAUUUGAUUAUAAAAGCAUAUGUAAUAUGCUACUUGUGUCACCACUUUCCUGCUUCCAUACAAUAGGCUGUAAGGUUCAUUGAAUCAAAGCGUAAACAUAUCACCCACAAAUCAGCCUGAACUGCUUAUUCUGCUGUAAGCGUUUAUCUGAUAUCAAUAUUGAAGAUAAUGUAGAGCUUACAUUUGACAUACAAUGAGGAGAGUUUUGAUAUCCAGCUGGUCUGUUGUUGAUUAAGUCUCAAAACAACAUGAUUUCCCCCCCUUUCACGUGACGUAGCCUGUCUGUUCUGUUUGCAUCAUCUCUUGAAAAUGUAGUGUUGGCGGGAGCAGAGAUAGUGAACGAGGGAGAGUGAAAGAGAGUAGAUGAGGUAGGAAGGAGGAGGUUCAUUGGCAGAUAAUGCUGACAGGCCUGUUCACCUGGCUUUCUCAACCCUGUCACCUUACACAGGUAUGGAGACUACUAAUAACCAGGUAUUUACCUUCAAGGAACGACGAUGUCACUACAGCUAUCUUCCUCAUUUUGAUUUAUUGGAUUGAGCUGAUGGAGAUUGUAUUUAGCUGUAAAAACAACACCAAAAAAACAGUGAGUUUUGUGAAUACGCAAUACAUGACAUUUACAUUUUAGUCUUAGCAGUUUGCUAUAUCUGCUACAGUAAACCAACUUAUGGUCUGUGUCAAUGUGGAUGGUAAAAAGGAAUGAUUUAGAUGUAUUUGUAUCAGUUUAGUGGCAUUAAAAGGGCCACUGGUUUCUGAUCUUGGUAGGUCUAAUUAGGGUGGGAAAUGUAACUUUUUGGUCCGCAGUGGUUAAAAAAGAAUGAAGAUAAAUCACAGAAAACACUGUACCCCAUCCCGCUUUCACCACUCUACCAUUGAGAUUCUCUCUUCCAGAGCUGACACACACACACGCACACACACCCAUGCUUUUGAUUUUUUUUUUUAUGCUCUCAAAUGCUCUGUGUGACCAUCCACCAAUGUGGCUGGUAAGAAUAGACAUUCUACCAGCAAAUGUCAAAAUCUACCAGCAUUUCCCACCCUGGGCCUAAUUAUCUCCUAUAUGUCAACAUUUCUGUUAUCAAUAACCUAAUGUCAACAUUUCUGUUAUCAAUAACCUAUCAGCUUUGGUGCACUGACAUUGUCUUAGUUGGAGUUGAUUUGUGAUGGGAGUUUGUUUUGGACUUGGACUGGAGGGAGCUGCAAUGUGUGUUUCUGUGAAAGUUGUGUGUGUUUUAUGGGGGGGGUGGGGGGUGUUGCUAAUGUACUUUGGCUCUAGAUGUGUGGUAGUAUAGGAGCCAGGACUACAGGGUUAAGGUCCCCAGAGAGAGGGGACAGCUAGCCAGGUGUUGAUGACUGAUGUGGUGUGGUGGCGUAGCCACCAUCGCUCACACAUUCCUUCUUCAGUCACGCCACAUACCUCUAACUCUACAUGCACUCGGCCAGCAAAAGCCCCGGAGCACUGACACAUUUCUGACUAGAGCACUGACACAUUUCUGACUAGAGCACUGACACAUUUCUGCCCUACUCAGUUAGGGCAGAAUCUUAACUUGAGAUCACAGGCUUUACUCAGACUUUGAGUAAAUCAUGAUGUCAAUUAUUGAGUAAUGCGGCACUUAUACAUACUACAGUGCUAUGAAAAAGUAUUUGGCCCCUUUCUAAUUUUCUUGACUUUUGCAUAUUUGUGAUACUGAAUGUUAUCAGAUCUUCAACCAAAACAUAAUAUUAGAUAAAGGGAACAUAAGUGGACAAAUAACACAACAAUUACAUAUUUAUUUCAUUUAUUUUAUAAACAAAGUUAUGCAACACCCUAUUCCCCUGUGUGAAAAAGUAAUUGCCCCCUUACACUCAAUAACUGGUUGUGCCAGCUUUAGCUGCAAUGACUCCAACCAAAUGCUUCCUGUAGUUGUUGAUCAGUCUCUCACGUCACUGUGGUGGAAUUUUGGCCCACUCUUCCAUGCAGAACUGCUUUAACUCAGUGACGUGUGGGUUUUCAAGCAUUAACUGCUCGUUUCAAGUCCUGCCACAACAUCUCAAUUGGGAUUAGGUCUGGACUUUGACUAGGUCAUUCCAAAACUUCCAAUUUGUUGCUUUUUAGCAAUUUUCAUGUAGACUUGAUUGUGUGUUUUGGAUCAUUGUCUUGCUGCAUGACCCAGCUGCACUUCAGCUUCAGCUCACAGACGGAUGGUCUGACAUUCUCCUGUAGAAUUCUCUGAUACAGAGCAGAAUUCAUGGUUCCUUCUAUUAAGGCAAGUCGUCCAGGUCCUGAGGCAGCAAAGCAUCCCAGUAAUGACUGGCGAAAACCCACCACUGCAUUCCACAGUAAGAACAUCAUUCCAAAGGUCAAGCAUAGUGUCACGCCCUGACUCAGGGGACGCUUAAAUGUUGAGUCAGGGUGUGUAUAUUCUUUGUUGUGUGUUUUCUAUGUUUCGAUCUAUUAUGUGUAGAUCUAUGUUGGCCGGUGUGGUCCCCAAUCAGAGGCAGCUGUAGCUCGUUGUCUCUGAUUGGGGACCAUACUUAGGCAGCCUAUUGGCACUAGUGGGUUGUGGGAUCUUGUUCCGUGUAAGGUAUGUUGUGUGUGCUACCUUGGACUUCACGUUUCGUUUAGUUUGUUGUUUUGUCUUUGUGUUUAUUUGGUUUAAUAAACAUGUACGUAUAUCACGCUGCGCCUUGGUCUGACCCGUCCUUCAACGAACGUGACACAUAGUGGUGGUGGUGUGAUGGUUUGGGGAUGCUUUGCUGCCUCAGGACCUGGACGACUUGCCUUAAUAGAAGGAACCAUGAAUUCUGCUCUGUAUCAGAGAAUUCUACAGGAGAAUGUCAGACCAUCCGUCUGUGAGCUGAAGCUGAAGUGCAGCUGGGUCAUGCAGCAAGACAAUGAUCCAAAACACACAAUCAAGUCUACAUGAAAAUUGCUAAAAAGCAACAAAUUGGAAGUUUUGGAAUGACCUAGUCAAAGUCCAGACCUAAUCCCAAUUGAGAUGUUGUGGCAGGACUUGAAACGAGCAGUUAAUGCUUGAAAACCCACACGUCACUGAGUUAAAGCAGUUCUGCAUGGAAGAGUGGGCCAAAAUUCCCCCACAGCGACGUGAGAGACUGAUCAACAACUACAGGAAGCAUUUGGUUGGAGUCAUUGCAGCUAAAGUUAGAAAGGGGGCAAAUACUUUUUCAUAGCACUGUAUAUGCCCAUUCCACGGCACAGUACUGUCUCACUGUCAACACGGGUUACAAUUAAUCAACAGUUGUUUCCUUAUGGUUGGCUGACUGACUGUGGAAGCAGAAUGUGUUUAUUGCUGAUGCUGUUUGUUUGCCUAUUUUGUCUGUAGGACUUAGUUAUGUGGGUCAUCAUGUGCUGUGCGCAUUCCACAGGUUGUAGCAGGUUCAGCCUAUUUUAGGAGGGCACAGAUGGAGAGGGAAUGGGCUGUCGUGUGUGUGUACUACAGAUGUUCUGUGAUAAGUGCAGUUCUGUUCAUAUGAUUUUGUCUGGAAGGUUAUCUGAGCAUUAAUAGUCAGGCUUACAAAGUUGUGAGGGAAAAUACCAGAUACACCUUUUUCUUGAAUAUUAUUUGUUAUAUGUUCUACGACUCUGUUGUGAUUUUGAAGAACUGAACCUUUCUAUAGUAUGCCAGAGAAAUAGUGUAGGAUGCUAAAAUGUUUUAAGAAUGAGGAAAACAGAAAUUGUCCACAAAAUGAAAAUUUGUAUUUUUAUCCAUUACGGUUUUGGGACGGUUUUGGGUCUUUCUUUGGGACAACUUGCGAAAUAUCCAGAACGGUCAGCCUGUUCUUGGAUAUCAAGGGAUUAUCUGUUUAUUUCAACAUUAUUCUAAGAAGCUUUUUAAACAGGGUCACAGAAACUGGCAACACCAGUCAAUCCUCCCCUGUACCAUCCCUUGUAUAAAGGGCUGGAUAAAUGCAGGGGCUUACCGCCCAGGCCCCGUGGGGGGGGCCCAAGAGGCAGCAUGAAAAUAAUAAAAUUAUAAUUAUAAUUGUUAAAUAAGGAAUUAAUUAUGUCAACCAUGCUUAGAACAUUAUGCAACAGUUGACUAGAUAUCUGGAAUUCAUGUCGAUACACAUUAUGCCAUCACAAUCAGUGGAUGAUUCCAUCUCAUUUUGACUACAUAAAUCAAAAUGAGAGAAAAGCUUGGUGGAAAGAGCGCCACAGUGACAUCUAGGGGUCAGACAGAGUAGCACGCCUGCGGGACUAUUAUUGAGAACAAUGGAAACCUGAGUCUUUGUGUCCAGUCCACGCUCUCUCUAUCUCCUCCUUCCUCCCCUCCCUCCAUGCAUCCCUCCUCCAGCUUUUAUCUCUCUAUCUCUCUGGAAUCUGGAUCCUCCCCGUCUCUCUCUCACUUUUAUUAUCCUCUCUGUUCAUCUCUGAUAUUUUAUGAUUGUUUCUUCCUGUCUAUCUGGUUGUCAGGAGCCCUAGUCCCUCCGAGAUGAACGGUAAGCCUUGGGCCAGGCCAAGCUACCAGGACCAAGCUGCAGCUGAACACACACAGGACAAAUGUACAGCGUCCCACCAGGAACCACAACAACAGCACCCUGACAAACUGUGCCUGGACUCCUUCUGGAGUGAGGUGGAGACCAUACGCAGCCAGGAUAGCGGUUACAUUGACCUUGACACUGACAGUGCCAGACGAGACUCCAGACACUCUGAAGGUAAACAGAGAGACAGAGGAAUAGUGUCAGUCAGUCAAUUACCUGCAUAGGCCUAUUGUUAUAAUGUAAACAAUGAGAAUUGGUUGUUAUUUGGUUGCCUGUUGUUUUUUAGCGAGUUGUGUUGUGUUGAACCAUGUGUCUGCCAUGUGUCUGCAAAACAUGGAACGACAAUAUUAUGUGCAAUAUUGCAAUGUGCUCUCCCUAUAAAAAAUACAGUUUUAGUCAUUACUCAGACGGUACAUAUGUUAUGCAUGGAACUGCAAGUAAUAGUAUAAUAUGCACACUCACAAAAGCAUGCAUGCAUCAUGCAAGCACGCAUGCAGGCAAGCACACACAUACACACACACACACACACACACACACACACACACACACACACACACGUACACAAGCAUGCAGUAUGUAUAGUCUCUGUAAUGAAGCUGUUACAGUAUGUGUUUCAGAGGGAGAGCAAUAACUAAUAGGUUGAUUUAAUAAAGUCCUAUUGUAUUAUGUGUUUCAGAAGGGGAGCAGGAGGAGCAGUGGCUCCAGGAUGCAGGUCUGUCCACUCUGAUAAGACAGCAACAGCAGAGACCAGACAGAGACCGGGAACAGGACAGGAAGGACCAGGAUGUUGACCAGGCCAUCCUACUGUCCACUCUGACCCGUACGCAGGCCGCAGCCGUCCAGAGGAGGCUCGAUUCCUACACCCUGUCCCUGAGGAAGAGGAACAAACCCCCGCCGCGCGACGUCAGGGAUGUCUUUAGCGUCUCACCCUCCUCUAUCGCUCAGGUCAGACUGACCACUUACUUUCAUACUGAUACGGAACAGCCAGGAGGUUGUCCUCACUGUGUGACAUGUUGUUUGGUACUGGCUCUGUUCAAUCAAGGUGCAAUCAAUCCAUAGCUUUUCUGUUUCCUGUGAUAACAAAAUGGAUUUCCUGUACAAGCAGCUGAAACAAAACAAAUACACACAUAUACAAUUCUAUGAAUGCUUUCAGCCUUUUAUUCUUUGAUUUUGCACCAGCAGCCACUGCUGAGUCAAGUAGACAUCAACAAACAUGAAAAAAUGCUAAACACCUUAGAGAAUCUCUUUUGUUAAACAGUCUAAUUCAUUCAUUCCUCUGGUGUCCAUUCUCAAAGCAGCAGAACAGUUCUAACUGACUCUAUUAAGAAAGACAGUUGACCUAUCAGAAUAAAGGGAAAUCACGUCUCUGAGCAGCCCCGAGAUGGGAAUAGAACUGCUGUUCCUCUGAUCAUAUCAGUUAUUUAACACUAGAAAACACCUCUUCUCUCUCCCUGCUCCCAUUCAUCUGACAGUGAAAUGAUGCAAAAGGACAGCUAGGACCACAAUGGAAAUAAGUGUUGUAUAAUGCUCUCAUGUGUUAUUCUCUCUGGGAUUUGUAUUUUCUUAACUGUAGGCCACAAUCAUAUAUAUAAAAAACAACAACAUCAAAUCAACUGGUACAGUAGCUUGUCAACCCCAUUGGUAGACUUGUUUCUGAUUGAUGCCUUCUAUCCUCCCCAUGCAGACGCCUCUACCAGAGUCUCAAGACCCUGAGCCUAUAGAACCUAGCGCAUCUAUAUCAUCUAUACCAGAGGACAGCAUGGACACUAUCAACAAGACCCUACUACAAGGUAUCAGCUAGCUCCACAUUUCUACUCUGCAUCCUUUGUUCUAAUUGGUUCAGAUUAAUCCUGAACACUCUCUCCCCAGACCAGCUGGCCUUGCUAGUCAUAAUAAACUAAACUUAAUUUAAGAUCACCUUUGGGAUCAGCAUGCAUUGAGCGAACAUUCACUUGUGUUUUAUUACCUCAGAUAUCUCCAUUAUGCUAACCAUUAUGACUACUAUGAGGCACACUAUUAUUUAGGGCGGCAGGUAGCCUAGCGGUUAGAGCGUUGGGUCAGUAGCUGAAAGGUUGAUUGUUCGAAUACCCGAGCUGACAAGGUUAAAAAUCUGUCGAUGUACCUUUGAGCAUGGCACUUAACCCUAAUUUGCUUCAGGGGCGUCAUACUAUUAUGGCUGACCCUGUAAAACAACACAUUUCACUGCACCUAUCCGGUGUAUGUCAUUUCAAAUCCAAUUUUAUUUGUCACAUGCGCCGAAUACAACAGGUGUAAAUGCUUACUUACAAGCCCUUAACCAACAAUGCAGUUUUAAGAAAAAAUAAGACUUAAGAAAAUGUUUACUAAAUAAAUGAAAGUAUAAAAAAUAAAUUAAUAAAUAACACAAUAAAAUAACAAUAACGAGGCUAUAUACAGGGGGUACCGGUACCGAGUCAAUGUGCGGGGGUACAGGUUAGUUAAGGUAAAAUGUACAUGUAGGUAGGGGUAAAGUGACUAUGCGUAGAUAAUAAACAGUGAGUAGCAGCAGCAUAAAAAAAAAAGGGGGGGGGGGGGGUUUCAAAUCAAAUCAAAUCAAAUGUUAUUUGCCACAUGCGCCGAAUACAACAGGUGUAGACAUUACCAUGAAAUGCUUAUUUACAGCCCUUAACCAACAAUGCAUUUAUUUUUUAAUAAAUAAGUAAAAUAAAACAACAACAACAAAAAAGUGUUGAGAAAAAAAGAGCAGAAGUAAAAUAAAAUAACAGUAGGGAGGCUAUAUACAGGGAGGUACCGGUGCAGAGUCAAUGUGCAGGGGCACCGGCUAGUUGAGGUAGUUGAGGUAAUAUGUACAUGUGGGUAGAGUUUAAGUGACUAUGCAUAAAUAAUUAACAGAGUAGCAGCAGCGUAAAAAGAUGGGGUGGGGGUGGGGGGGCAGUGCAAAUAGUCCGGGUAGCCAUGAUUAGCUGUUCAGGAGUCUUAUGGCUUGGGGAUAGAAGCUUUUGAGAAGCCUUUUGGACCUAGACUUGGCACUCUGGUACCGCUUGCCAUGCGGUAGCAGAGAGAACAGUCUAUGACUAGGGUGGCUGGAGUCUUUGACAAUUUUGAGGGCCUUCCUCUGACACCGCCUGGUAUAGAGGUCCUGGAUGGCAGGAAGCUUGGCCCCAGUGAUGUACUGGGCCAUAUGCACUACCCUCUGUAGUGUCUUGCGGUCGGAGGCCGAGCAGUUGCCAUACCAGGCGGUGAUGCAACCAGUCAGGAUGCUCUCGAUGGUGCAGCUGUAGAACGGCCAGGUCUCUGACCUCCUCCCUAUAGGCUGUCUCAUCGUUGUCGCUGAUCAGGCCUACCACUGUCGUGUCGUCGGCAAACUUAAUGAUGGUGUUUGAGUCGUGCCUGGCCAUGCAGUCAUGGGUGAACAGGGAGUAUUGGAGGGGACUGAGCACGCACCCCUGAGGGGCCCCCGUGUUGAGGAUCAGUGUGGCAGAUGUGUUGUUACCUACCCUUACCACCUGGGGGCGGCCAGUCAGGAAGUCCAGGAUCCAGUUGCAGAGGGAGGUGUUUAGUCCCAGGAUCCUAAGCUUAGUGAUGAGCUUUGAGGGCACUAUGGUGUUGAACGCUGAGCAGUAGUCAAUGAAUAGCAUUCUCACGUAGGUGUUCCUCUUGUCCAGGUGGGAAAGGGCAGUGUGGAGUGCAAUAGAGAUUGCAUCAUCUGUGGAACUUUGUAUGCGUCUCUGUGUGUGGAGUAAAGGUGGUCUAGAGUUUUUUUUCCUCUGGUUGCACAUUUAACAUGAUGGUAGAACGGAUUUAAGUUUCCCUGCAUUAAAGUCCCCAGCCACUAGGAGCGCUGCCUCUGGAUGAACGUUUUCCUGUUUACUUAUGGCCUUAUACAGCUCAUUCAGUGCAAUCUUAAUGCCAGUAUUGGUUUGUGGUGGUAAAUAGACAGCUAUGAAAAAUAUAGAUGAAAACUCUCUUGGUAAAUAGUGUGGUCUACAGCUUAUCAUAAGAUACUCUACCUCAGGCGAGCAAAACCUAGAGACUUCCUUAAUAUUUGAUUUUGUGCACUAGCUGUUGUUUACAAAUAUACACAGACCGCCACCCCUUGUCUUACCGGAGUCAGCCGUUCUAUCCUGCCGAUGUAGUGUAUAGCCCGUCAGCUGUAUCUUGUCCAUGUCGUCGUUCAGCCACGACUUGGUGAAACAUAAGAUAUUACAGUUUUUAAUGUCCUGUUGGUAGAAUAACCGUAAUCGUAGGUCAUCUAAUUUAUUUUCAAAUUAUUGAACAUUGGCUAAUAGGAUUGAUGGAAGAGGCAGUUUACUCGCUCGCCGUCGGAUCCUUACAAGGCACCCCGACCUACGUCCACGAUAUCUCUGUCUCUUUCUCCUGCGAAUGACAGGGAUUUGGGCCUUGUCGGGUGUCUGUAGGAUAUCCUUUGCGUCCGACUCAUUUAAGAAAAAAUCUUCGUCCAAUACGAGGUGAGUAAUCGCUGUCCUGAUAUCCAGAAGUUAUUUUUGGUUAUAAGAGACGAUGGCAGAAACAUUAUGUACAGAAUAAAUGACAAAUAACGCGAAAAAACACACAUAAUAGUACAAUUGGUUAGAGGGCUGUAAACAUGCAAAUAGUCCGGGUAGUCAUUUGGUAUUUUAUUAGGAUCCUCAUUAGCUGUUGCAAAAGCAGCAGAUUCUCUUCCUGGGGUCCACACAAAACAUGAAACAUGACUUAAUACAGAACAUUAAUAGACAAGAACAGCUCAAGGACAGAACUACAUAAAUUUUUUGUUAAAGGCACACGUAGCCUACAUAUCAAUACAUACACACAAACUAUCUAGGUCAAAUAGGGGAGAGGCGUUGUGCUGUGAGGUGUUGCUUUAUCUGUUUUUUGAAACCAGGUUUGCUGUUUAUUUGUGCAAUAUGAGAUGGAACGGAGUUCCAUGCAAUAAUGGCUCUAUAUAAUGCAUGUCUGGUGGGGGUAAGUGUGUGUGUCAGAGCUGUGUGUAAGUUGACUAUGCAAACUAUUUGCGAUUUUCAACACAUUAAUGUUUCUUAUAAAAAGAAGUGAUGCAGUCAGUCUCUCCUCAACUCUUAGCCAAGAGAGACUGGCAUGCAUAGUAUUUAUAUAAGCCCUCUGAUUACAAUGAAGAGCAAGACGUGCCGCUCUGUUUUGGGCCAGCUGCAGCUUAACUAGGUCUUUCCUUGCUGCACUGGACCACACGACUGGACAAUAAUCAAGAUUAGACAAAACUAGAGCCUGCAGAACUUGCUUUUUGGAGUGUGGUGUCAAAAAAGCAGAGCAUCUCUUUAUUAUGGACAGACCUCUCCCCAUCUUUACAACCAUUGAAUCUAUAUGUUUUGACCAUGAUAGUUUACAAUCUAAGGUAAUGCCAAGUAAUUUAGUCUCCUCAAUUUGUUCAACAGCCACACAAUUCAUUACCAUAUUCAGUUGAGGUCUAGAACUUAGGGAAUGAUUUGUACCAAAUACAAUGCUCUUAGUUUUAGAGAUGUUCUGGACCAGUUUAUUAGUGGCCACCCAUUACAAAACAGACUGCAACUCUUUAAGGGUUUCAAUGACUUCAUUAGCUGUGGUUGCUGAUGCGUAUAUGGUUGAAUCAUCAGCAUACAUGGACACACAUGCUGUGUUUAAUGCCAGUGGCAGGUCAUUGGUAAAAAUAGAAAAGAGUAGAGGGCCUAGAGAGCUGCCCUGUGGUACACCACACUUUACAUGUUUGACAUUAGAGAAGCUUCCAUUAAAGAAAAUCCUUUGAGUUCUAUUCGAUAGAUAGCUCUGAAUCCACGAUAUGGCAGAGGUUGAAAAGCCAUAACACAUAAGUUAUGGUCAAUAAUAUCAAAGGCUGCACUGAAAUCUAACAGUACAGCUCCCACAAUCUUCUUAUUAUCAAUUUCUUCAGUCAUUUGAUUAACUGUUCAGCAGUCUUAUGGCUAUGUGACAUUAAAACAUAUUUAUAUAUUUUUUUACACUAUCAUUAACACAUCAACGUGUGUGUUUGCCAGAGCUCAGCUUGGAGCAACAGCAACAGCAUGGAGGAGCUCCUAAAGAGGAUAUCUUCAUCACAGAUGUCGCAUACUGUGAACAGGCGGCCAUCUUGUUGAAACAGGCCAUGCUGCCACAGAUACAGAACAACGACCGGAAGAGGAAGGAGGACGGCACACUGCCUGUAAGACUCUCUCUCUCUCUCUCUCUCUCUCGCUCUCUCGCUCUCUCUCUUUCUAUCUCUCGGUGCAACUUCCUCGCACUUUCUCUAUCUUCACACACUGGUGUCGCCUUACAUCAUUGAAAGCACUGAAACUCACACCGAAAAAAAAUUCUCGGGUUAAUCCCCCUGUACAGUAUGUUAGAUAAGUGUUAUGACCUGUAUUAGAAUGAAGGAUUUAGUAUAGGACAAAGAAAGGAUGGUUUUAUGUACAUCUUCACUUCUAAGUACAUGUUUGUCUUCCUCACGCAGAGCUUGAAGGGAAACGAGGUGAGACAACUCACUCCUAAUAUCAUAGAACCGGGGUUACAUUAAGUAACCUUAAAUUCUAUUUAAAAUACUUGUUCGUUGUCUCACGAUGGGGAGACGUGGUGAGACACCUCACUCCUAAUAUCAUAGAACCGGGGUUACAUUAAGUAACCUUAAAUUCUGUUUAAAAUACUUGUUUGUUGUCUCACUAUGGGGAUAUAGCCAACUCCUGUAGUGCUCAUAUACUCUCCGAAGCCAAGUCUAGACAGGAUCAACCCUUAGAAGUCCUGACACUAAGCACCAUGUGCAUUAACAAGGGCACAGUGACGUUGUCCCAGCUGGUACUCGAUGUCGGACCCUCCAGGCCCUCUAGGUUUGGACGCCAUCGCUCACGAUUGGCCGGCAACGACACUUUAUGUGUUCCCACCAUUUCCCCUGAUCACAGCUACACUAGACAGGGUCAUUUUGAAAGGCCACUGGCUGCUCCUGAUAGCCCCAUACUGGCCAAGACUUGGUCCAGCCUCCUGUUGAUUAAAUUACAUUUUUACCCUCAUCAAUCAACACACUACCCCAUAAUGACAAAGCAAAUUGUAUCAAAUUUAUUACAAAUAAAAAACAGAGACCUUAUUUACAUAAGUAUUCAGACCCUUUGCUAUGAGACUCGAAAUUGAGCUUAGGUGCAUCCUGUUUCCAUUGAUCAUCCUUGAGAUGUUUCUACAACUUGAAACGGAGUCCACCUGAGGUAAAUUCAAAUGAUUGGACAUGAUUUGGAAAGGCACACACCUGUCUAUGUAAAGUCCCACAGUUGACAGUGCAUGUCAGAGUAAAAAUCAAGCCAUGAGGUCGAAGGAAUUGUCCGUAGAGCUCCGAGACAGGAUUGUGUCGAGGCACAGAUCUGGGGAAGGGUACCAAAAAAAUUCUGCAGCAUUGAAGGUCCCCAAGAACACGGUGUCCUCCAUCAUUCUUAAAUGGAAGAAGUUUGGAACCUCCAAGACUCUUCCUAGAGCUGGACGCCCGGCCAAACUGAGCAAUCGGGGGAGAAGGGCCUUGGUCAGGGAGGUGACCAAGAUCCCGAUGGCCAAUCUGACAGAGCUCCAGAGUUCCUCUGUGGAGAUGGGAGAAACUUCCAGAAGGUCAACCAUCUCUGCAACACUCCACCAAUCAGGCCUUUAUGGUAGAGUGGCUAGAUGGAAGUCACUCCUCAGGAAAAAGCACAUGACAGCCCGCUUGGAGUUUGCCAAAAGGCACCUAAAGACUCUCAGACCAUGAGAAACAAGAUUCUCUGGUCUGAUUAAACCAAGAUUGAACUCUUUAGCCUGAAUGCCAAGUGUCACGUCUGGAGGAAACCUGGCACCAUCCCUACGGUGAAGCGUGGUGGCGGCAUCAUGCUGUGGGGAUGUUUUUCAGUGGCAGGGACAGGGAGACUAGUCAGGAUCGAGGGAAAGAGAGAUCCUUGAUGAAAACCUACUCCGGAGUGCUCAGGACCACAGACUUGGGUGAAGGUUCACCUUCCAACAGGACAACGACCCUAAGCACACAGCCAAGACAACGCAGGAGUAGGCCCAGCCAGAGCCUGGACUUGAACCCAAUCUAACAUCUCUAGAGAGACCUGAAAAUAGCUGUGCAGCAACGCUCCCCAUCUAACCUGACAGAGCUUGAGAGGAUCUGCAGAGAAGAAUGGGAGAAACUCCCCAAAUACAGGUGUGCCAAGCUUGUAGUGUCAUACCCAAGAAGACUCGAGGCUGUAAUCGCUGCCAAAGGUGCUUCAAAAAAGUACUGUGUAAAGGGUCUGAAUACUUAUGUAAAUGUGUUAUUUAAGUUCUAGUUUUUUAUACAUCUGCAAAAAUUUAUAAAAACCUGUUUUUGCUUUGUCAUUAUGGGGUAUUGUUUGUAGAGUGAUGAGGGAAAACAACUAUUUUAUCGAUUUUAGAAUUAAGGCUGUAACGUAACAAAAUGUGGAAAAAGUGAAGGGGUCUGAAUACUUUCCGAAUGCACUGUAUUUGGCCGCAAUUUCGGCGUGCCAUGACGAUGGCCCGGAGGGACCCAUGGGUGGCCACCCAUUGCUCUCCAAGUUUAUGAAGUGAGUUAGACGUCUGCAUCCAGCGAAGGACCGUUCGGUGCCAAACUGGAACCUUGACGUGGUGCUGGCAGCACUUGUUAGGCCACCCUUCAAGCCCCUGGCGUUAGCGUCUUUGAAGCACCUAUCCAUGAAGGUGGCAUUCCUGUUGGCUAUUACCUCCACUAAGAUGGUUAGUGAACUUUAUGCUCUUUCAGUGAGCGCUGAAUGUUUCUGAAUGGGUGCAGGCAGGGGGAGUGUUAUCCUCCGGCCUAACCCCUCUUUCUUGCCAAAGGUCCUGUCUGACAGACAUGUGAAUUGGCUCUCACAUUUGUCCGCAUAUGCACCUCCCAUGGCUGCGAGUGGGCUGGGUUUUUCCCCAAGUGUGCUGUGCCCGUUGAGGGCACUAGACACUUAUGUUACACGGACUAAGACAAUAUGACAGUCGGAUCAGCUGUUCGUGUGUUAUGGUCAGAGUUCUGGGGAAGAGCCUAUCGAAACAGAGACUCUCACAUUGGAUUGUGGACAUUAUUACUACAGCAUAUCAGCUGGCCGGCCGGCCUUUGCCGUCUGCUGUGGUGGCAUAUUCUACUAGAGGAGUAGCUACAUCAUGGGCCCUGCUCCAAGGAGUUCCCCUUGAUGAAAUCUGCACCUCGGCUAGUUGGGCGUCGGCUAUCACUUUUGCUAGGUACUAUUGAGUCAAUGUUGCUGCCGCCAACCAGGUCGGGACGGCCAUGUUGGGUGUUGCCUCCACUUCCCUGGAGGGGGAUGGAGGGACACAGCAACCAAGACUGCCCUGAGCUCAGUCCUACGGGAUUUUACUCUUGUCUGGCCAUGCCUAGUUCACCAAUUUAAUCUGGUAUUGUGAUACGAUAUUGCAGUGAUCAAAUAUAGUGCUACAUAACAAAGGUUACGUAUGUAACCACGGUUAUGUGAGCUAUUGGAUCACUCCAAUCGUCUUGUCAGUGAUCUACGGCGCCUCGAAAAAAAACAUGAGGUGGGAGUAAUACGGCAGCAGCUAUUUAACGGGGUCAGUCGCAGCACUACCUGGUACACGGGACUAAUAUGAAAUUCUUACUCGGAAUGUAUCCUGCCGAGCGGAAGGAUACCAUUUUGGAUUGAUCCAAUAGCUCACAUUACCGUGGUUACAUACGUAACCUUUGUUACCUGGGUUAAGCGUGUGCUAGAUGACGCUAAGCCAUGAGAUUCUCGUAAUUGGUUUUAGCUAGCGAGUAGUCCCCCAGUGGGUUACUAUUCUAGCUAUAGCUAGCACCGUGUUAGCCGAGGAGAACCGUGUUGCUCUUCGGUCUGGAGAGCCUCUUUUGACCAUUGUAUUGUGCGGUGUAACUGGUCAGUUUAGCCGUCGGUAGCUAGAAAAUCCAGGAAUUCUAGUGCUUGGCUUAGUUCGCCGAGUACGGGGAAAGAAGUAGCCAUAACUCUGGGAGAGAUGGUUCUGUUAGCCGGGUUAUACUGUACAUGUGCUACUCAAAGCCUGACCGUGGGGUCCGUACAGCUCAACAAACUAGUAGGAGCCUAGUAGCUAAACACCUCACUGUAGUUAGCUCUUUGUUAGCCGUAGAGCACCGUGUUGCUCUACAGGCUGAAAAUCUCCCAUGACUGCAGUACUGAGAGGCAAAACAGGUCAGCAUAGCCAGCGAAGUUGCUGGUAAGCUAAACGAGCGGAAGUAAUGCUACCCAGUUUAGCUAGGAAGAGCUAGCUCUGAGCGUGUACUGGCCAACAUUCUGUGGAGCUAGUCCUGGCGUUAGCUAACUAGUGUUCACCCUGUAGGUUAGUAGUCUAGCCAUUGCUAGUACACUGCUAGCUGAAGACAAAGUGUGUGGCGUAAGUUUUUGGUGAGCUAGCUGGUUAGCUUCGCGUUGUAGCGUGGGCUAACUGAGCUCCAGAAGUCGACACAGAUGGAAUGUGUGUCCCUCCCUGACAUGAAAGACCCACACUGGCAAGACGCUGGUCUUGUCCUGUGCAGGGGUAGAGGUAGCCAUAGCGCCGGUAUGGAAACCCGGGCUAUGCGUGUGCUGUUCGAUGUUAAACUGUGCAGCUAACUAGUCCUGUUGUAAGGUAGCUAGUGUUCACCCAGUGGGUUAGCAGCCUAGCUAUAACAAACACACUGCUAGCUGAAGAGAAUAUGCAUUAUUCUUUAGCUAGCUAGGUUAGCUUAGAGUGUGGCUAACCAAAUCUCAAAAGUAUCUUUCCUUUCUUCCAUCUCAGUGGGAAUAAGCAGCACAAAGCAGGUAGCUUAGUGGGCUGGUAGGGCAAGAGUUAGCCGUGUGGCACUAGCUGAGCCAGAUACUGAGAAGUAGCUUUCGACGAGAAGCUGCUGUCCUAAGCUCAGUGGAGUCCUUGACGGCCCACCUGUGAACAGGUUAGCAGGAAAGCAGUGGUCCAUGUCGAUGUUGAGGAGAGUUUUAGAGGAUCUAAUCGAGUCCGUGAGGAAGGUGAAAGAAGUGAAGAUGGGAGCGGACUACGGCCCAGUAUAUGGGAAGUGGAGUGGUCCACUAUUGGCCGUCUACGACAGACGACUUGUGAUGGGAUCAAUUCAAAUAGAACACGUUAAGUAAACACACAAGGCCAACAAUAUCUUUGUUUUCAUUUUUUGAGUUAUAGGCAUUCCAUACAGAGAGAGAAAGGGAAAUAUGAAGAGAUGUUUAACAAAAACAAACUGUUGUUUCUGAUCCCUUGCUUAUAUUCCCCCCCCCACCACACACAUACAGAGGAUGAUCUGCCCUCAGUGUCGUCUGGGUGUGACUCGUAUCCAGGACCUGUCCAAUCAGGACAUGAAGAAGGUUCGUCAGCUGGCCCUCAUCGACAUGACAGCGCUCUGCGACCUGCUGGAGCUCGACGUGAAGAGACACAAAACUUGCAAGAGGAAGAUACUAGGUAUGUGAACUCCCUGUAACAUGACAUGCACACCACAUGCCUCUCCUGUCUCUGCUGCUAAAUGCAUGUCAAGCCCUGGGAGAAUGCCAAGUUGUAUAGGGUUGCUAUGCUAACCUCUCUCUCGCGCUCUCUCGUUCAAAGAGAGCACCCUGUUUGGGGUUCCCCUGGCCACGCUGUUGGAGAAUGAUCAGAAAGUCAAGCCCACUGCCACCACUCCUCUUAUCCUGCAGGCGGUAAGCUAAACAGCUUUAGUUAACAUCAUCCCAUUUCUAGUAUCUACUGUAUAUUGAAAACCUAUGCAAGAGCAUGAUGACCUGCAUGACUGCUGUUGCUCUUAGGUUUAUUUAUAUUUCUCUCUCUCCUCUAUAGCUGCUCUCUUUCCUGGAGAAGAGAGGAGUAGACUCAGAAGGCAUUCUGCGGGUUCCAGGUUCUCAGUCCAGAAUCAAGGUGAGAUCAUUUCAGGAUGAACAGACACUUUUUUCACACUCAUUCAUAUCCUCCCUGUCCCUUUCUUGGCCAUGGCAUAUUUUGAGUGUUCAUAUGGAAGGAAGGAAUAUGACUGAGAAAAUAGCACACAGAACUAUACCUAUUGUUUACUGAAUGUUAUCUGUUUUGUCCCAUGUUUUUAUUAGAAGCUGCAGCAGGAUCUGGAGCAGAACUUCUACAGUGGAGGAUUCAGUUGGGAAGAGGUCAGCCCUAACGAUGCUGCAGCGUUAGUGAAGAAGUUUAUCAGAGAACUGCCUUCUCCACUGCUCACCACAGAGCACCUCAACACAUUCAGCGCUGUCAGGGGUGAGCCAGAGCAACAACAAACCAUACACCAUAUUAUUCCUCUCAUGCAAGGAAUUUCAUACACAAGACAUCAACUACAUGUGCACCAACACGUGCUGAUUCAUCGGUCAUGAGUUGGUCGGAGUAACACGCUCAUUAUUAUGUGGCCUGUGAUUACUCAGGCAGUCACAGACCUGCAUGCUGUGCAUAUAGCAUAGCUAAGUGUCUGAGUGUCAUUACUGUAUCGACAGCAGAAUAUAACCCUGCAUGCUCAGUCACGCAACCCAUAGUGUGCAUAGUCAUAACUAUCUAAGCAUUUAGCAUAAUUACCUAAGUCGUUAUUACUGUAUCGAUAGCGGAAUAUAAAAACUCUUAUCUCUUAUUAAAGGUCUAAGAGAAGAUAAACAACUCGAUAGCCGUUAAGCUGUUCUAAUGUAAUGUGCUAAUAAUGCAAUCGCUCCCUGUACCAUUUAAUGUCAUUAAAGAAAUAAUGAAAUGAUAGACGACAAUAAUAAAUAACGAUCUGAUUGAUGAUGACUAGCUAGGCCUAUAGCUUGUGAGGUGAAUCUUUAUCAUUUUUAGACACCUCUUCUUCUGCAGAUCAGGUCGUUGUUGAGCUAAAGGAGAGAAAAUUAGUGUUCAGUUCAGAUCUAUUUCUUUAAAAAAUAUAUAUUUUAAGGUCUACUCUGAGUUUAUUGAACAGAUAGAGAGAGAGGAUAACUGUGGGGAUGGAUAGAGAUUGUGCUAAAUGGCAGUAGGCCAGAUUCAAACCUAUGCUGACACUGCAUGUGUGCUGGAAGCUGCGUCAUUACCCAGAGACCAGCCAGGCCACAGUUCAGAUCUACAUUAUUUCUAUGGUUAAUUCACACUCAGCCUUUCUGUUGAUUAUUUUCUGUAUUGUUUUAUACAUACAUUCCUGUGUGUUCAGUUCAUUCACACCUUGUCCGCUGUUUGCUCUACAGCAGGGUUCUUCAAUUCCGGGCCUGGAGGGCCGAAACACUUCUGUUUUUUUAUUUCUACCUGGUAGUUAAUUGCACUCACCUGGUGUCCCAGGUCGGAAUUAGCCCCUGAUUAGAAGGAGAGGAUGAAAAACAGAGGUGUUUCGGCCAUCCAGGACCGGAAUUGAAGAACCCUGCUCUACAGAAAUAGCAUACUGAUAGUAAUUCUCUGUCCUCUCCUAUCCAGACAUCCCUGAGCUGAAACAGAAGCUACAUGUUCUGAACCUUCUCAUCCUUCUUCUGCCUGAACCCAACAGAAACACACUAAAGGUAUGUUGAUGGAUUUCAAACUGAGGAAGCGCUAUAGAGAUUUGUUCAUACAGUCAACUCCUAAUACAGUGAGUGAAAAAAGUAUUUGAUCACCUGCUGAUUUUGUACGUUUGCCCACUGACAAAGAAAUGAUCAGUCUAUAAUUUUAAUGGUAGGUUUAUUUGAACAGUGAGAGACAGAAUAACAACAAAAAAAUCCAUAAAAACGCAUGUCAAAAAUGUUAUAAAUUGAUUUGCAUUUUAAUGAGGGAAAUAAGUAUUUGACCCCCUCUCAAUCAGAAAGAUUUCUGGCUCCCAGGUGUCUUUUAUACAGGUAACGAGCUGAGAUUAGGAGCACACUCUUAAAGGGAGUGCUCCUAAUCUCAGUGUGUUACCUGUAUAAAAGACACCUGUCCACAGAAGCAAUCAAUCAAUCAGAUUCCAAACUCUCCACCAUGGCCAAGACCAAAGAGCUCUCCAAGGAUGUCAGGGACAAGAUUGUAGACCUACACAAGGCUGGAAUGGGCUACAAGACCAUCGCCAAGCAGCUUGGUGAGAAGGUGACAACAGUUGGUGCGAUUAUUCGCAAAUGGAAGAAACACAAAAUAACUGUCAAUCUCGCACGGCCUGGGGCUCCAUGCAAGAUCUCACCUCGUGGAAUUGCAAUGAUCAUGAGAACGGUGAGGAAUCAGCCCAGAACUACACGGGAGGAUCUUGUCAAUGAUCUCAAGGCAGCUGGGACCAUAGUCACCAAGAAAACAAUUGGUAACACACUACGCCGUGAAGGACUGAAAUCCUGCAGCGCCCGCAAGGUCCCCCUGCUCAAGAAAGCACAUAUACAUGCCCGUCUGAAGUUUGCCAAUGAAUAUCUGAAUGAUUCAGAGGAGAACUGGGUGAAAGUGUUGUGGUCAGAUGAGACCAAAAUGGAGCUCUUUGGCAUCAACUCAACUCGCCGUGUUUGGAGGAGGAGGAAUGCUGCCUAUGACCCCAAGAACACCAUCCCCACCGUCAAACAUGGAGGUGGAAACAUUAUGCUUUGGGGGUGUUUUUCUGCUAAGAGGACAGGGCCACUUCACUGCAUCAAAGGGACGAUGGACGGGGCCAUGUACCGUCAAAUCUUGGGUGAGAACCUCCUUCCCUCAGCCAGGCAUUGAAAACGUCUGACCUCUGUGAUUGCCAACAAUGGUUUUGCCACCAAGUACUAAGUCAUGUUUUGCAGAGGGGUCAAAUACUUAUUUCCCUCAUUAAAAUGCAAAUCAAUUUAUAACAUUUUUUACAUGCGUUUUUCUGGAUUGUUUUGUUGUUAUUCUGUCUCUCACUGUUCAAAUAAGCCUACCAUUAAAAUUAUAGACUGAUUGUCAUUGGGCAAACGUACAAAAUCAGCAGGGGAUCAAAUACUUUUUUCCCUCACUGUAAAUACAAUGGCUCGGGACUGGGAUUACAUGCACUGAACCAGAUAAUUUAUUUGAAUUUGAGGUGGCUACUAAAGGGUUUAGUAGAUAGUAGGCUUACGUUGUUCCGUGAGGUACCCAGAUGUCUAUAGUGAUGCAAUUUAAAUGGCAUGCACAUCUUAAACCUUCACACUUACAGUGUCUUCAGAAAGUAUUCACACUUGUUGACUUUAUCCCAUAGAAAUUGUGUUAUAGCCUGAAUUUAAAAUUGAUUAAAUUGAGAUUUGUUUUGUCACUGGCCUACACACAAUACCCCAUAAUGUCAAAGUGGAAUUAUGUUUUUAGAAAUGUUUACACAAAGAAAAAAAAUGAAAAGCUGAAAUGUCUUGAGUCAAUAACUAUUCAAUCGUUUUGUUAUGGCAAGCCUAAAUAAAUUCAGGAGUAACAAGUCACAUUUGCUUAACAAGUUGCACCAACAUGGAUUAACUGUUAAACUGGGUUAAAUCAAGGUUUAACUAUUAAUCUUGUUGCACCAAAUUUUAAACCUAGGUUUUAAAUUAAUCCUAGUUAAAUUAAAUCCUUCCUCUAAUCUAAAUGUCGUUUUCACUUUAAACCUAGAUUAAUUUUAAUUCUGUUGCUCAAAAAAAAAAAUAUAUACAGUGGGGGAAAAAAGUAUUUAGUCAGCCACCAAUUGUGCAAGUUCUCCCACUUAAAAAGAUGAGAGAGGCCUGUAAUUUUCAUCAUAGGUACACGUCAACUAUGACAGACAAAUUGAGAAAAAAAAAAUCCAGAAAAUCACAUUGUAGGAUUUUUUAUGAAUUUAUUUGCAAAUUAUGGUGGAAAAUAAGUAUUUGGUCAAUAACAAAAGUUUCUCAAUACUUUAUUAUAUACCCUUUGUUGGCAAUGACACAGGUCAAACGUUUUCUGUAAGUCUUCACAAACUGUUGCUGGUAUUUUGGCCCAUUCCUCCAUGCAGAUCUCCAUUAGAGCAGUGAUGUUUUGGGGCUGUCGAUGGGCAACACAGACUUUCAACUCCCUCCAAAGAUGUUUAUCCAAAGCGACUUACAGUCAUGCGUGCAUACAUUUUUUGUGUAUGGGUGGUCCCAGGGAUCGAACCCACUACCUUGGCAUUACAAGCGCCGUGCUCUACCAGCUGAGCUACAGAGGACCACAACAACAUUGUAGUUACUCCACAAUACUAACCUAAUUGACAGAGUGAAAAGCAGGAAGCCUGUACAGAAUAAAAAAUAUUCCAAAACAUGCAUCCUGUUUGCAACAAGGUACUAAGGUAAUAUUGCAGAAAAGGUGGCAAAGCAAUUAACUUUUUGUCCUGAAUAUAAAGUGUUAUGUUUGGGGCAAAUCCAAUACAACACUUUACUGAGUACCACUCUCCAUAUUUUCAAGCAUAGUGGUGUCUGCAUCAUGUUAUGGGUAUGCUUGUAAUCGUUAAGGACUGGGGAGUUUUUUAGGAUGAAAAAUAAAUGGAAUGGAGCUAAGCACAGGCAAAAUCCUAGAGGAAAAUCUGGUUCAGUCUGCUUUCAACCAUGCACUGGGAGUUGAAUUCACCUUUCAGCAGGACAAUAACCUAAAACACAAGGCCAAAUCUACACUGAACUUGCUUACCAAGAAGACAGUGAAUGUUCCUGAGUGGCCGUGUUAGUUUUGACUCAAAUCUACUUGAAAGUCUAUGGCAAUCUAGGAAUGAUCAAUAACCAAUUUGACAGCGCUUGAAGAAUUUUGAAAAGAAUAAUGGGCAAAUGUUUCACAAUCCAGGUGUGGAAAGCUCUUAGAGACUUACCCAGAAAGACUCACAGCUGUAAUCGCUGCCAAAGGUGCUUCUACAAAGUAUUGACUCAUGGGGUGUGAAUACUUAUGUAAAUGAGAUAUUUAUGUAUUUCAUUUUCAAUAAAUUUGCAUAAAUUACUAAAAACAUGUUUUCACUUUGUCAUUAUGGGGUAUUGUGUGUAGAUGGGGGCUAAUAAAAUAAAAUAAAAAAAGUUUCUCCAUUUGGAAUUCAGGCUGUAACACAACAAAAUGUGGAAUAAGUCAAGGUUUAUGAAUACUUUCUGAUGCCACUGUACAUAACAUAAUGUAGGAGGGGCAUUAAUGAUGUGUCAUGUCUUGCUGACAUAAUAUAAUCUGUAACUGUGUGUUAACUCCUCCGCGUAUGGCAUGAGAGGGCACUCUGUUUCUAGCUUAUAUUUAAUACAUUCACAUAACUAGUCACCUUUUAGCUGACACAUUUAAUGGAUGACUCAAAAUAUCUGAUCUAAUUUAAAGUAUAAAAGUAUGUUAGGCUCCUGCCUUGAUGGUUUAAAAAAUGUGUGAACAUUGUUUUCUUUGUUAGAAUUAUAAGAAGGGGGAGAAGUGUAUAUCAGACUAAAAAACAUCUCCCUAUGUCUCUAUCACCAUUCAAGUCAACCAUAUCAAUCGCAACAACAACAAAAUAUCAACGUUGACAGGCUCUGUUGGAGUUUCUGAGUAAGGUGGUGUCCAGAGAGAGGAGGAACCGUAUGAACCUGUGGGCCGUGUCCACCAUCAUGGCCCCUAACCUGUUCCUCCACAAAGCCAUGCCCUCCCGCCUCACUGACGGGGGGCCAGGGGUCGAGAAGGGACAGGCCGAGAAGGCUGCUGACAUCAUGAGGCUCCUCAUACGCUACCAGGACCUGCUCUGGACCGUAAGUUAAAGACCUCCAGGCUCUACCACCAACAUCUACCAAAACACAACAUUCAAGUAUCUUUUUAAUCUUCUUCCUCCUUAGCAUCUAGGGUGAGUGGUAGAUUCACGUUACACAACUCACACUUACUGUAAACAAAAUGCCGUCAAACAGCUGAACCGGGUGAAUUAAAGAAAUUGCUUCUUCCUUUUAGAUCCCUAACUUCGUGAUGAGCCAGGUGCGUAAACUGAAUGAGAACCGUAACCGGAGGUACCAGUUCUACGACCGACGCAUCAAGAACCUGCUGAGGAAAAUACACCAGGACAGCAAGGACAAACCUGACAAGAACUCAGAGGUAGGCUCUUAACUGGCCAGGAUGUUUGUUGUGGAUUUGGUUGGGAGAAGAAGACCCUAGGUCACUUGUAAAUUAGAUCUUUAAUCUCAACGAAGGUCACUCAUAUAAAGGAUGUGAAUAAAAUAAGCAGAAGAUUGUAUGUGGCUCUGGAUUUCUCUGCUAAAUGAUGCAAAUAUUAUUAUCCCCUCCCUCAUCUCCCCCACCAGCCGUGUCGUACAGUGAAGAUCCAGGUGGGAGAUCUGAUGAGCAGCACCAUGGAGGUGCAGGUGAACAUCAACUCCAGGGCUUCAGACCUGCUGGCUCAGUUCCACAGGCACCUCUGCAGCUCAGACAACACCAAGAGGUACAUUACACUACAAUCAAUCAAUCAAAUGUAUUUAGUACAAAGCCCUAUAGACCAACACACAGUUUUUCCCGACUACGUCAGCUGACCAGGGAAAACUCUGCCCUAGUGAUGACCUCUAAGCAGAGGACUAUAGAAAACUAAUGCUUCAGAAAUACUGCAUUGACUAUUUACCGGGUAGAAAUGGAAGUUGUGAAAGUGUUUAACAGAAUAACAGAAUAAAUUGCAUGUCUGUCUGUUCUUUAUCACAGGAACGGUUCAGUAAAUGGUUCGGGAUCCUACCCGGACUGUGCCAUCUAUGAAGUGGGUGGAAAUAUCGGUAGGUACCACAGCACAAACCUUCGCUCCGUAGUGAGACUAUUUACCAGACCUGGCUUGAGUGUUUGCUUUCUUUCUAUUGGUUCAAUUGCAACAGGCAAGCUCAAUCAAGCACAGCUAAAUACAUUAUUUAAAAUAGCAUUUGAAUCCAGGUUUGCUAUCUUCUCAGGCUGUAACUUGUGUUGUUGUUUUUAUCGCACUGCUUUGCUUUAUCUUGGCCAGGUAGCAGUUGUAAAUGAGAACUUGUUCUCAACUGGCUUACCUGGUUAAAUAAAGGUUAAAUAAAAUCAAUAAAGGCUGAGAGCCACAUUAAAAGGUUACAUAAGUGACUCUGACAUUUGCACGUCUUUCUGCUCUUUGAACUGAUUAAGCUGGCCAGGUCUUAUGCAAUGAACUGGAGAGAGAGAGGGGAAAGACAGAGAGGGUGGGGGGAGAGCGAGCCAUCUGUGUGCAUCUGCAGUUAUCGGAGCAGACAAAUGCUUACACAUGUAGCUACUGUACGAUACUGUGCUCUCACAGACCCAACCACUCAUACACACUGUUUCCUUAAUCAUUCCCAUUCACAUUCACACACUUGCACCAGGUGCAAUGUUGGCACCUGGUUUGUCAGUAAAGCCGAAAACACUGUUUCAAACUGUUUUCAACAUCUCUCUUGCAGAAGAGAUUUUAUCUCAAUGAGAGGAACCUGUAUAAAUAAGGGUUAAAUUACAAAAUCUGUCCAUCAGUAUGGAUUCAGCCUUGUGUUGAUCUGUUCUGUCCCGUAGGUGAACACUGCCUAGACCCAGAGACCCAUCUCCUGGACCUGUGCAACACCAACCCCAGUGGGGAGUGGGUCAUCAAACUGAAACCCCUGGUCACCACCAGGGGGCUGCACCAAUAAGAGACAGCCGCAGGCAAAGGGAGAGACCAGUAGGGGGCUUCAAGAGCCAGCCAGAGGAGGAGGGAGACCAGGAGGAGGAGAGGAGGAAGAAGCUGCUGCUGUUAAAAAACAAACCACCUCAAGACUGAGCCCUCUCUCCCCCUUUCCUUUUCCCAAUGCAGGGGAGACCAGACUAGGUGGAGCAAAGCAGAGAUAGACAGAGAGGGAGAGCUACUGCUCAAAAACACUCCACCUUCAGAUGGAGGAGAGGCUUUGGCUGCUUCUUGACUUGUCAGCUCUCAGCCAAUCACCUCCCAGUGUCCGCAGGAGCCCAGAUGGGGAUCUGAUGCACCGCUGGCUACGACAGCAGCCGCCGAGUCUCUCUCACUCUCUCUUUCUUUUUUUUGUAUCUCUCCAUUCUUUCUGCUCAGACAUUUGAUCACAAAAGGAAUGGGAGAGUGAGGGGGACAGUCAAAGACUCUAAUGAGCUGAUAGCCCCAUGCCCUGUCCCCUGUGUAUGACUUUGGCUCUGUUCUUUCUGGGGCCUUUGGGCCCUGUCCCUGCAGACUCUAUAAGAGCCCUAAUCAGAGUAGAGGACAGAGAUCCUUCUUCUCUUUAAGGGAUCAAAGGUCAGCCUUUAAUACAUUACUACUGGACCUCUAAAGGGAACGGUUGUUUAAUAACAGAGAGUGAAGCUGGUCUUCGUUUCUGUUUUCUCAUUUUUGUUUUUGAUGAACGAAGGAUUUUAAGUAUUGAAUCUGGCGAUGGAUUGAUUGACUAUUUAUAAUUGAUUGGAUGUGUCUAUCUGUAUGUACGUGUAUGUAGUCAUGAAUGUUGUCCUUUGAAAUGAAUAGGUAUGUUUGUUGCUGAAAUAGUAACAUAACAGUCAUGUAAGCUCAUCCAGUCUUUUUGGGGACUUUUACAGUGGUCUUGCUCUUGUACAGUACCUUUGUUGAUGAGCUGUAUUUUGAUGCACCUCCGCAUCCCUCUUUUUCUAUUUCUAUUACCCAUUUGUCCUCAGUUCCUCUUGAAAAUACAUUUCGUAUAUGAAAUCUAUUAAUAGUGUUUACAUGUUUUGAUGAUGCUCAGAUGUUACAAACAGUAUGCACCACCAUCAGUGGAGGCUGCUGAGGGAAGGUUGACUCAUAAUAAUGGCUGGAAAGGAACGAAUGGAAUGGCAUCAAACACA
This is a messenger RNA of Coregonus sp. 'balchen', 26922 nucleotides long. The record is from the annotation of a GenBank genome assembly. Lineage: Eukaryota; Metazoa; Chordata; Actinopteri; Salmoniformes; Salmonidae.